Messenger RNA from Amoebophrya sp. A120, 2490 nucleotides. The record is from the annotation of a GenBank genome assembly. NCBI's taxonomy places the organism in Eukaryota, Dinophyceae, Syndiniales, Amoebophryaceae.
AUUCGAUGUUCUCCGUCGUGUUGGUUGUAAGAAAAAGAUCACACACUUUAUUCUUGUUUCUUGGGGCGCAAAAAUGGGCGUCCACGUCUGCAGGAAUUCACUUUAGUCAUCUUGAUCUUGUUCAGUUGCUGUCACCUUCAUCAUUUUAUCCUCCGUUCCCAUUCCUUCUGCUAGGAUACGAGAGAAGCUCUCUCCCGAUUCACAAUUUAUUUGUGGAAAAAAAGGCAAAAAUCAUGCGUGUGAUGUUCUUGUUCCUCUCGUUGCCGUUGGCCGCGCUUUCCCUGGAGGAGGCCGUGGUGGAUAAAGCGGCCGAUAUUUUCAGCCCCGUGAAAGCGCCGCAGACCUCCCAGGGGGGGGCGUAUGGUCGCAAAAUCGGCUCUACGAAGGGUAUUCAUUAUCUUAGUCUUUAGACUUGAAGUAGAUUUGCACUUUAACUUUAUCGCGCACCGCAAUUUGACAGAAUGGAUGUGGAUGCUCAUGCAUUCUGAUUUGGCGAACGACUCUGAAGUCACUCGCUCGGCAGUUGAAAUAAAAACGAACACGGAAUAACAGGGUCCAGCCCGUCAAACCGACCCAGCGCGUUUACCCCGAUGACGCACAACGGGCCCAAGCCUUUGCCAAAGCGCCGUUUGCGCAUUCUUACGCAAGCGCGCAAGAUUGCGGCAGCGUCGCAGAAACACGUGAACACGAUGACGGCGGUAUCCAAAGAAAGCUGCAUCGCUAUCGUUUUCAAUAGCAAUAGACGAAAGUCAGCCCAUUUUUCUGAAUGGAAAAAACGAAAACCGCUUUUCGAGGAAGCUCCGCCCUCCCGGACAGGUAGCACUUAGCUAGAGGUAGCUUUUUCGCAUUGCUCUGGGCAAUAUAUUCGCAAUGCCAACCGGAGUGGUUUUGUUCCUGGUUUGGUCUGCUUGUUCAGGAAUUAGAAUUGCGCUUGUUUGUAUGAGAGGGUAGGCUCCUCGCGGAGGACCCCGACAACCGCUCAAAAUGUGGCGCUUUUUUGAUUAUCUUUGCCGGGGCCGGCUAACAUUUCCCCGAAAGCCGGGUCUUUUCUCACGAAAGCCUGGACCUUUCCGGAAGCGAUAACGCGUGCCCGAAGUUUGGACUUUUCGUGCGGGUUUCCGUGCCUUUGCAGGACCUUCUGGAAAAAGCCAGAAUCUCUUGCGAAAAGUCCGAAGUUGGAGCACGUGCUAUCGCCCCCGGGAAGGGCCCGACUUUUCCUUGAAAAGGCCAACUUUCCAAGAAAUGUCAAGGGGGCCCGCAAAAAUGAUCAAAAAGCGCGCAUGUUUUUCGCGCAGAUCUCGGCGUCUUCCGUGAGAGGCCGAGACCUCUCCUGCAUGCCGUGCGACGUUUCGAAAAGUGGUUUGCUUUUUUCCAAAAAAAUGAGUCGAGUCUUAGCUAUUGAGUGAGAAUGGUCGCGGUAGCGUUUUUCUUGGGACAGGUGGACCUCGCAGAAGAGUACAGGGUCAGGCCCCAAGACGUUUCCAACGCUGCGCAGUUCGAUCUGUUGGACGCCGACGAGAGCGGGGACCUGCAGGGCGCGGAGAUGGAGGCUUGCCCGGAGUGGGCUGAUCUCAAUCAAGACAAGAAGCUGGACCGCGGCGAGCACGGUCAGUACUGCUCGUCUGCUGUUUCGGGGGGAAGCGGUGCUCCGUCCUCGUUUCUAUCCGAGAAGUUCGGACUCCCAGGCGACACACACGUGGGGUAUGUCAACCCUCCAGGGUGGGGUCGGCUGCAAGUUGUGAACCGGGGCGGGCGAAACAUUGUCCUCGAUCCCAAAUUCGCGGCCGAAGUGUACGAGGAUGCGCAGGGGAACAAUAAAAGGUUCUUGUUCACUGAGGAGGACAAGGAAAGUGCUUACUUUGAUUACGACUCGGACGUGUUCGGACCAGUCGACCAUGGCUGGUCCUGCUGCGGCUGGAACACGUUCGGUACUUACAUUACUGUGGUGUGCGUGUUUCGCCAGGGUUUUCCUGGUGCUUUAAGUGAUUCGCUCUCGUCCGUACUUGUUCUAUUUUCUUUUUUGGGGAAAAAUAAGAUAAUUUCCGGACGGCUUCGUCAAUCUCAAUACUUAUAAUACUUAUAAUAAAACAUGCACAGCGAAUGCCUUUUCGUCAGACAGGGGCAACCAACUUUUCUGACCGUUGGCUGGGCGUCGCAAGCAAGAACUACCUCCAGUCGCUGAAAUUUUUCAACACGAAGCUCCACUGAAAAACAAGAAGCUGGUGGCCGCGCGAAGAUUAAUGUACUAGAUGCAUAUUUUAUCCAAGAAAAAAAGCUUGUAGGUGUAACUUUCUUGGAGGAACAGCAUUGCAAAUCUGUUUGGCAUGAGACCAGAAGCCUGUCAUGCGCAGAUGGUACGUGAAAACGCUUUUGAAUGGACCUUGAACGCAUGCCCAGCAUGACAGAUGCAAUCAUCUUGCAUAUUGCGCGUCACAAAGUUACACUAACAAUGCUUCUUGUAUAUGUGCACAACGUUCCGGUGUGCGCGAA